CACAGAUGAGAAAUAAAAUACCAACAAUUGCCAUCAUGAAGCUAUCCGAGAGCAAAUCCGACACCUCCAUCAUUGCCAAUCUGUAUAAAUCGAUCAACCACAGCUACCGACGGUUAUCAAACACGAGCAACGUGCUGCAUCGGAUUCCGGAAAUGGAAAUACCGAACAUGGCGAUUGCCGACGAGUACGAUAUCGAGAAAAUGAUUGCUGAGGGCUGCUUCGCUAAGAUCUACCUGGCGCACCAUCGGCCAACAGGGACGACCGUAGUCCUGAAAGCAAUCCACACGGAGCUGACUAGUUUGAAGGAAUUUGUGCGUGAAUUCCACUACAACUAUCAGCUCAGCCAUCACCCAAACAUCCUUAGCUGCUACCAGGUGAAGUUCCAAACGAAGGAGUACUACGUUUACGCACAAGAGCACGCACCGUUUGGCGAUUUAGCGGCAAACGUGGGUGCAAGCGGAUUGCCCGAAAGCAGCUGUAAGAAAAUCGCUGAACAGCUUAGCUCUGCCCUCGGUUUCAUGCACCUGAAAGGUUUGGUUCAUCGUGACUUAAAGCUAGAGAAUGUGCUCGUGUUUACGCCAGAUUUUUCGCGCAUCAAACUGUGCGACUUUGGGACGACGACGCGCGAAGGUGUACUGGUGAGCAAGAAUAACAAAACCUGGACCGCUUUUCUGCCACCCGAGGUACUGGAGGUGGUCAAGAACGAACGGUUUAUCUGCAAGGCAUCGUCCGACUCGUGGCAAUUUGGAAUUGUGCUGUACGUGUGUUUGACCGGAGCGACACCGUGGAAGUCGGCGGACUGGGUGCGCGAUGCAAAGUAUGCCGCGUUCAUGAAAUAUCAAAAGCGUGAAACGACCAAAAUACCGGACAACUUUCGACGAUUUACGCCCCGUUUGCUUCGUGCCUUCCGACGCAUCUUCGAUCACCGGGACGAGGAUCGGGCGAAAGUGACGGACAUCAUGAAGUACAUGAAGAACCGCUGGAUGGAUGGCAAGAUCACGGUGUCAAAGUCGGCUUCCAACAUUGCCAGCGUCGGUCAGCAGCAGCAGUACCAGCAACAACAUCAUCAGCACACCAACUCGGAUCAGGACUCGGUGAAGUACAUCAAUCAUCGGGAAAGCCGCAAUUCUUUCGAUGGAAAGCUGCGAGCACGGCGCAUGACGAGCGUUGGAGCGCUCACUCCUGACUCGGUGCCGGGCUCGAUAAAUCUGGCCGGGGCGGAUCAUCAGGAUGCGAUCCGAAGCAAGGUGUGGGAUUGGUUGGAGUCGAACGAUUUGAAUGCCAGCGGUAGUGCAGAUGACCUUACAUUCUGGAGUACUAAGGAUACGAAAACGUUGCAACUUCAGCACCAACACCAGCAACAACAACAACACCGGCGUCAGAGUGUGGGAGGCCAACAGCUUCAGCAUCAUCAGCAAGAUCUGAUUAGUUUCAGCGAAACUCACAGCACCAUGACCUCCACGAGCAUCCUCCGAGAGACGAGGACCAUCACCAGUGGUGGUGCAAAAAUGUUCAAAUAAGAAAACCCCUCUAACCUCAGAAUUCCACCUAGUGUGAAGCAUGAACCGACAGUACACAAGUGAGAACAAUAUACUCCUCAGAA
Anopheles maculipalpis is the source of this 1603-nucleotide messenger RNA. It is a transcript of the gene meng, whose product is annotated as serine/threonine-protein kinase meng-po. Lineage: Eukaryota; Metazoa; Arthropoda; Insecta; Diptera; Culicidae. The transcript has a single exon. The coding region runs from base 6 to 1520 and encodes 504 amino acids. The record is from RefSeq and is a predicted model, not a curated record. Gene Ontology annotation, molecular function: ATP binding; protein serine/threonine kinase activity. Gene Ontology annotation, biological process: peptidyl-threonine phosphorylation; peptidyl-serine phosphorylation.